AUGGUAGAACAAGAAACUUACCGGAGGAAAAACCUUUAUCUUUUGAAACCCGAAAAUGUUGAGAGACGUAACGGCGAGGUAUUCACGGGAAAUUUAAUGCAAAUAUCCAGUCUUAGACGUUCAGAACAGUUUAAAAACGCCCUGUUCUCAGACAACAUGUCUGCAAUGGAUGUAAGAGUGAGAUUGGAGGAAGCGUUUCCCGAACUUUCAAAUACAAGGUAUAAUUAGUGGAUUGCUGUGAUGGAUUUGACAGAAAUUAAGAUUUUGCUUUUCUAUCUCCCGGUACACAAUUCAGUCAUAUAUACUGACGGAUGAUCGGGAUGAUAAUGAGUUUUUGAAGCUUUCGAUCUAUUAGCGAUGUAGCUGUAAGACACAGUUACACCAUGUCCGUUUAAACAUUCAAACGAUACUCCUAGUAGUCAUUGUUUAAUUUAGUGUGCGUGCACAUCCACGUAAGUCAUUUGCUAUCCCUGUAGUAGAUAUUGGACUUAUUGACUAUUGAGUAGAUAUAUUAACAUCUGAUUUCCUUUUUUUUUUUUUUUCGUUAAGGUUUUCGUGUGCUAAACGGGAAAGCAGGGACAGUGCCAAACUUAAUUUUGAUGGUGACCGGCGUGUCUGGGAUGGCAUUACCAUCAAAAGGAAGCUGCCAGGAUCGUCUGCACUGUACAUCGUUGUGGAAGAUGAG
Molecule: messenger RNA, 685 nt
Organism: Porites lobata
Lineage: Eukaryota; Metazoa; Cnidaria; Anthozoa; Scleractinia; Poritidae
Source: the annotation of a GenBank genome assembly